GAUCUGAGUGCGGCGCGAUAAUCACUCUUGACAAUUGAAUUCCGCGCGCAGUCACACUUUUGAAUUCCGCAUCAUGGCGACGUUGGUGGCAGAUGCGAUCGCGGAGCUUAAGCGCGGAGACGCGUCUGCUCUGGCGAAAAUAAUGGCGCAGCGUAGGGUUCAACGCCGCAAGCCUGGAAAGGGGAAGCGCAAGACGAAGAAAAAGAGCGCUGACGACGGUGAGGCUGAGGAGGAGGACGCCGAAACCGACGCGGAUUCCAUACAGGACAAGUCGCAGUUGGGCGACGAGGUGCGCGCGCUGCCUCGUGAACAGCUGGACGCUUUCUACCCUGCGGCCGUGCAGCUUGUUGCCCCGAGUGACAACGAAGAGGAGGAGGCUAGACGCCUACAAGCCCGCGAGUGCAUCGCCGAGUUCACGGCGCUGCUCGUUGAGACCAAAGGUGCGGCCAUCGACAAGGAAGAGCUCUUCGCUGUAGCUCAAGAGCUUCACGACCAGCUGCUGAGACUGAAAGGAGACGCAGACCAAGUGCUGGCCACCCAGGAAGCCAUCUCACUGCUCUGUGAGGCAUGUUGGAAGCACAACUUCUGCGGUCGUGCUCAUUCGUUGGUGACGCAGCUGUUGCCAUACUUAAUUGUGCGUAGUUACGAGUCCCCACCGACGGGCAAUCUCAACUCGAAGAAGCAUCCGAUUCGUAGGCUGUUUGCGAUUAAGGACGCACUGCCGCUACUGGAUUUCGACGACGACAGCAGUGGUCUGUUGAGAGAUAUCUUGCUGCGCUGCUAUAUCCAGCCGACAUUCUUUAGAUCACCCGACGCUGUGCCAUUCCUGAGCUUCUUAUUCACAUUGCACGUUCCGUUUGUGGAGGAUAUUAACGAGACCAUUAGAAACCAGAUCCCGAACCAGCGAAACUCGAUCCUUGUCAAAUACGGCAGCAUCUACUUCAAAGCUUGGGUUGGCAGUAAGGGCACCUUCAGAGAGAAAAUCGAAGAGGAAUGCAUUCAGCGAUACGUCCGUGAUGCGGUUCAUUCGGGUAGUACUUCUCUCUUCAAUGCGGUCCGAACCGUGCUUCAAAUAUUUUUCGAGAACAAGCGACACCCGGGCGUGGACGAAAUGCUAUACCGCAUCUGUAGCCCCAUCCUGUGGCGUGGUGUAAAAGCUCCCAACGAUUCCGUCCGACGUCAGGCGACUAUUCUGCUCUUCGAUAAUUUUCCGCUCCGUGAUCCAGCGUUUAGCAACGAAAUGAUGGAUCUGACUCUCCAGAAGCAGUUUGACACGUUCGAGGAGCUUCUUGGUGAUUCUCACCCUGCGUUACGAGUAGCAGCGAUUGAAGGUGUGUCCAAGGUGCUUUCUGUGUAUUGGGAGCUGCUUCCGGCUGAGACGAUCCGGUGUUUCAUCUCGAAGCUUGUGGUAGAUUUGGUGAAUGACGUGUCCUCCAGUAGUGUUCGCGCAGCAGUGUUUGAAGGCAUCCAGUUUAUCUUGGACAACCACAACUCGCACUCGAUUCUGAAGCCACUCCUUCCUAUGCUCGCUCCUCUGAUCAAUGAUCGAAAUGAGAAAGUACGUGCUGAGUUCGGUGCUCUAUUGGUCCGAAUCAAGAGCAUCCGGAACUUGCACUUUUAUGAUGUUGUACCAGUGAACGACUUGCUUUGCCGGAUGGUCAUGGAUCGUGACUGCGCUCUGGCAUGCAAGCAGCUCGUAUCGCUGUUCUUGAACUCGUAUUUUCCGCAGAGUGUCGGCGGAUCUUCGCAAGUGGCUCGAUGUCUCGCUCUAGUGAGGAAGAAUCCAGAAGCUGCCAUGGUGUUUUACGCAAACGUGGUUGAGCACGUGUCGGUCGGCUCUGUGUGCAAAUUGGCUGCCCUCUUGCUUCGCUGCUCUCUGAACUUUGUAUCUCGGCGGUUGAAACAGCCCCAAGAAUCGGAAGAUGAUGAUGAGGAGGAAGAUGAAGACGACGAUGAAGAGGAAGGCUUCAGUGUGAUCGGCCAAGUUGUCGUGCUAGAAGUAAUCGGAAAUCUUCUUAAGAGCGUGCACGUCAAAGUGCUGGGCGACGCUCGCUACUCCGAGUGCAAGAGCUUUUUGCGAGAGCAGCUAAACGUCGAGUCGCUUGAAGCGCUCCUUCUUGCUUAUAAUGAAGGUCGUCCGUAUGAUCAAGAAGCCCUCAGCUCCAUUUGGAAAAUCAUCGGCUACCUGGGUGAUUUGUCGGAGGGCGUCUUGCUGGAGCGGCUGGUGGAAAACCUGAUGAAGAUGAAUGAAAACUUUAACAGGAAGCUCUUGGAGUCGAUGGUCGAUUGCAUGGUGCAAUGGGACCAGCUCGCGUUCUUGACGUCUAAGCUGGAAAAGUUUCUCGACCAAUGGAGAAAAAACAAGUUCCGCUCCGAUACGGCGGGCUCGAAAUCAAAGAAGGGCAAGAAGGCAGAGCUGAACCCCGUCGUGGUACUUGGUACUGUUGAGUACAUCGCUCAGCUACAGAAUGUCAAGAAUCUCAACACCUUGCUCCACCCUAUCGUUGAGGCUCUGAAUCGAUGCAUCGAGCCGCUUCUCGAGUUUGACGCUGAUGAAGCUGAACAAGCGUACAAGGCGAACUCGUUUGGAUUUAUUCGCAUGUUGGAGGUGUACGCAAAAGUCGUAGUGAUGGCUGAAUGUGCUCACGUGAACGAUGAAACAUCCUUGCUGGUAGAGAAGGCAGCGAAGCGCUUGAAGAAGAAGGACGACUUACGUGACUUGCAGCCAUCGGAAUUCUUCACGCCGCCGAAGUCGCUCAACUCGCUUUUUGCUUGGCUUGCUCGACUAAUGCUAGACUUCCGCAAGGAGACGGAGGCGACAGAGCAGACGACGCACGGAAAGAAGCGACGUCGAGGUAAUCACGCGGAUGAGGACCAGCUUUCACCUCAAAAGGAGCUGCUGAGGCGGUGGCGCAACCUCUUCUCACUCGUGUCCCUCAUGUCGGCGGAAAGUGUAGCAUUUGCUCUUGAGCGUACACAUUGGUUGCAGAACGGCCCUGCUGCAGACUUUAUCGAUGCGUACGUGGACACGUUGUGUGAUACAUUGCGGGAUAUGGAGUUUUUUGAGCGCACUGUGUUCUACCAGACUGGCCAGCUUGUUCAUUUGCUUGAGAGCGUUCGCGUCAAGGCUACAAAAGCUACAAGAGCUCAGGCUGCAAGUCUAGUGCCUUCUCUUGAGCACUGGAUAAACACAUUGCAGCAAGCAUUGGAAAGCGCGCAUGAAAAGAAUAAGGACAAGUGUGAUGACCUGUGGCCAGCAGCCAGUGCUUCUUUCCACGAGCAGUGUACAGUGGAGUCACCUGUCGCUGAGGAGGCAGCAGCGUAAGGACACCUGCUCAUAAUGUACAAACGGAAGCUGCAUUGAACACGCAGUGACUCAAAUGUGGGUUGAUAAGGAUCGUUUCGGUUGAUUGAUAAUAUAGCUGAACGGAGGCUACCCGCCUCUCGUCUAAUAGAUAAUGUACAGCGUGUGCUUGCUAGCAUUACGCGCGCGUGGCGAAGCACUUGCGCAGCAACCUGCCACCGGCACAUUGGUU
This is a messenger RNA of Phytophthora nicotianae INRA-310, 3536 nucleotides long. RefSeq lists its product as hypothetical. Bases 74 to 3325 code for a protein of 1083 amino acids. Gene Ontology annotation, cellular component: nucleus; condensin complex. The transcript is spliced from 3 exons. The record is from RefSeq and is a predicted model, not a curated record. Gene Ontology annotation, biological process: mitotic sister chromatid segregation. NCBI's taxonomy places the organism in Eukaryota, Oomycota, Peronosporomycetes, Peronosporales, Peronosporaceae.